CAAACAAUAAGUUGUCUGCUUGAAGUAGUAUAACAGAAGAGUAGCCAAAAUUCUUUACAAUUUCUAUCAAAUUUAUUGGCGUGUAGUGACGUGGGUCAUGAAUAUCCCUGUGAAUAUAUUUCGAACACUUGAGCGACCAGUUUUGAAUCUAAUUAGGCAGUCUUCAACAGCCAAAAAAGUUUUAGAAAAUCCUGCCAAGGAUGAUCCUACUCAACACCACUUUUCACUGAAACAAAAAGCAGAAACUAUUCAUCAUGUCCUAGGUUGGAAAAUUUCUAGAGCUAAACAUUUUUUGAAAAAAGACAGAGUACUAUCCCAAAUGCCUUUGUCUCACUACACUAAAAUCUGUGAAAUCGUUAAACCAUUCACACCAAUUUCUGGUGAAAUAUUAGAAGGCACGAGCUUGCUCUUGGCUUCUCCUCCUGUAGUACAACGUAAUUGCCAGUUUCUUCAGGAAGUUGGUGUCACAAAAGCAACAGCAGAUAUAAUAGCAAGAUGCCAGAAUUUCACAGAAAUGUCAAUAGGAAUCUUCAAAUGUUAUGCUCAUGUAGAUCCAACUGUCGACAUAAAAGCUCAGUGGCUUGAUCUGCUCUCUGAGCCUUUGCUGCUUGAAAAAACAAAUCUCCUUCUAGAACAGAAAAGUAAUGCCUGCAGUUCCAUAUCACAUGUAAGAAAUGUGAUAUUUGCUAGCUAUGUAGCUCACAAAUGGAACAUGCCGUUCCCUCAAGUUUUAAAAUGGGUGGAAAAGGGAAUCAAGUCUCUGCCAUUUAGCAUCAGUCGGUUAAUGCAAAUCCUCGACGUUCUGUCGGACAUUGGUUUUAGUCAAGAACAGAUAUUGAGUCAUCCUACCUUAUUGCGAAGCGAUCCCAACAGUCUAGAACUUUUUAUGUCCACUUAUAAAGACGAAUUUCUUGGUGAAAACGCUGGCAAAUUUCUUCAAGAAUUCCCUGGUGUGACGUGUCAAAUUGAUUUUACUUCGUUGCAUACUAACGUUCAUAAUUUGCGGAAAUUCGGCGUUCCAGUCAAUUGCAUCCGGAAUAAUAUCAACAACUUGCUGGUUCACGACCCAAUGGUUCUGGAAAAGAAAUUAAGACAAAUGGAACCUUAUCCAGAGUUAGGUGUUUUUGUUCAUCAUCAGAAAUUUGGCAAAUUGUUUAAUGACGUCGACACUGUCGUCCUUCGAGUUGAGACCUUUAGAGCCAUCGACAAACGACAAAUUACCUUCACCGCCUGCACUUGUUCGCCAAAAGAUUUUUCAGCAAUCAUCCAACAACGAGCUCAUCAGCGCCUAUCGGAGGAAGCAGUUGGUUUUCUUGCCAACCACACGGGAUACGACAAAGACCAAGUACGGGAGAUAUUGCGUUCGCAUCCGCAGUCCAUCCAGUUGAGUUCAGAAAACAUGAAAAAAGUGAUGGAACUUCUCGUUACUAGAGGUUUCACAAAAUUACAAAUCUUCAAUGGUCUACAAUUGAUUCUAUAUCCGGUGGAAAUUGUAAUCGACAAGCUUAAUGAAUUACCCUCUAGGCUAGAUAUGAAACCAAUCGAAACCACACUGAAGGAGCCAAGUAUCCUACAAGUUGUCCUUUAUCUAUUAGAACAGCAAUUUAUGUUCACAGGUAAUGGAGUAUUUGCCAAAUCAGCAGAGAAAUCGGAAAAAACUUGCUCAGAAUAAAGUAGAUUUUCUCCACAUUGGAUUACUUUUGUUUCUCGAUUAUUCAUUCAACAUUAUAAUUACUACUUGGUUGGUCGCAUACAAAAUGGAAUUGCUGUGCCUUUGUCCAAUAUAAAGAAAUUUUAUUAUUA
Messenger RNA from Daphnia pulicaria, 1803 nucleotides. It is a transcript of the gene mTerf5, whose product is annotated as transcription termination factor 5, mitochondrial-like. Gene Ontology annotation, cellular component: mitochondrial matrix. The transcript has 5 exons. The record is from RefSeq and is a predicted model, not a curated record. Gene Ontology annotation, molecular function: double-stranded DNA binding. Gene Ontology annotation, biological process: termination of mitochondrial transcription; regulation of DNA-templated transcription. The coding region runs from base 98 to 1672 and encodes 524 amino acids. Lineage: Eukaryota; Metazoa; Arthropoda; Branchiopoda; Diplostraca; Daphniidae.